Salvia miltiorrhiza (redroot sage) is the source of this 669-nucleotide messenger RNA. Its product is annotated as protein TRACHEARY ELEMENT DIFFERENTIATION-RELATED 6-like. The transcript has a single exon. Bases 105 to 425 code for a protein of 106 amino acids. The record is from RefSeq and is a predicted model, not a curated record. Lineage: Eukaryota; Viridiplantae; Streptophyta; Magnoliopsida; Lamiales; Lamiaceae. Gene Ontology annotation, biological process: plant-type secondary cell wall biogenesis.
UAAAAUUCAUCACAAUAUAAAGAGAACCACAACCAUAUCUCCCUUCAUCAACAUUCCCAAAUCAACAAAAACAAUAUAAACUCAAAUCAUCAUCAUAACUGAAAAUGGCUGUUCAUACGGUCUACAUAGUCGUGGUGGUCUCAUUUGGCUGGUUUUUCUUCCUGGCCUUCUGCCUACUAUCAAUGUGGUAUUUCUUGACGAAGAAGAAGGGGAAGAAGACGCAGGAGACUGGUGUCAUACGUCGCGACGAGCACGUGAAGGUGAAGGAGGACAUUGUGAGGGGGCCUAAGGGGCAAGAGUCCAUAGCUCUAUCCAUUGAGAAAGAUGAGAAGUUUGAGGAAGAUGUCAUCAAGAAUGAGAAGGAUUUGAAAGGGAAAAAUAUGCAUCUUGAUCUUGAGAAAGGAGCUUCUUCUGCUUCUAAUUGAUUUUAUUUAUGCUUUUCAUGCAUGGUUAUUAAUUUGAAAGAAGCAAGUAAUAAUGAAUGUUGUUGAUAAUAAAGUUAAUAUGUUGGAGUGUGAAUUGCUAGUUUUAUUCAAGAUUUGUUUGUUCAUUGGAGUUGGUAAGUUAACUGGCGGCUCCAAUUCAUCGUAUUUUAUGUUUUUAUUUAUUCAAUGUAUGUUAUGUGCAUGAAGGGUUAAUUGCUGCGACAAACAUGAUUUUUAUUCGAAA